This is a messenger RNA of Seriola aureovittata, 2204 nucleotides long. Its product is annotated as actin-binding protein IPP. The coding region runs from base 508 to 2019 and encodes 503 amino acids. Gene Ontology annotation, molecular function: protein binding. The transcript is spliced from 8 exons. The record is from RefSeq and is a predicted model, not a curated record. NCBI's taxonomy places the organism in Eukaryota, Metazoa, Chordata, Actinopteri, Carangiformes, Carangidae.
AGGCGGCCAUGUUUCAUCCCAGAGGGCUGACUGUUGUCCCACCUCCAUGUGCCAAGAAUAGACCAGCAGAAACAAGUCCACUGCUCAGAGAUCAAGGGAUACUUUUGAAUCAGCUGGAUUUGUUGCAGAACAAACAGGAAUUCUGAGGUUAAAGUUGUUACUUUACCAGCCUUUUAUUUACCAUGCUGUUUCUGUUAGCACGCGGUCUUAAAUCGCUGACAGCUGCUUCACUGUUUGUGCUGUGAAAGGGCAUGUGACUGAGAGCUGAGGCAGGGAAAAGAAGACAAGCCGGUGGUUCAUGGACUAAACUUGAACAUUCUCUCCUCCGUUUUUGCAUUGUAACAGUGGCUAUUUUGAAGUCUCCGGGGGGCUUGCGUCACCUUAUAUGGAGGAUUUACAGUGCCAUUCUGAAUUUGUAAUUAGAGCAGUGGUUGUGUGUAACAUCUGGUACAGACAGCUAUUAAAAGUGCUUGGAAUGGGUUAAACUUAGAACACUAUAUCAGUGAGAUGAAUCCUUUCAGGCAAUAUUUUAUGACACUCUUUGAGUGGAUAGGCUUAUGGCUGAAAUAUGGACUUACAAGACUUUGGAGAGCUUUUCCAAUAGUCAAUACUUGGAUAGCAUCCCCAGGUAUCAGCGAUAGGCAAUCAUGCCAAGAAGACUCAGAGGAGUGGAAAACCAAUGAGGCACUCCGGACAUAUCGCCUAGGAGAUGGAAGUAAAACCAUGGUUACUGUCCAAACCAGUACACAUGCUUUCCAUGUGGACCUUGGAAGACUUUCAGAGUGCAGUGAGUACUUCCGGGCCUUGUCCCAGUCCAAAAUGAGAGAAACCUCAGAGAGCCUCAUCCACCUGGACCAUUUGUCCUCCUCCGUCUUCUACAAUCUCCUUGAAUUCUCCUUCUAUAAUAAAUUUAAAGUCCCUCAGAAAGAGUUGGGCACACACAUCCAGGUCAGCAGCUAUCUCCUGACUGAGACCUUCCUCUCGAAGUGCCUGUCAGUCCUGGCAGAUGGACUCAGGCCAGAUAACUGUUUAUCCUACCUCAAUCUGGCUCAGGAGAUCUGUUGUGCAGAGCUGAAGAUGACAGUGUUGACCUACAUGAGUAGAAACAUGAUGGAGCUGUCACUCCUCACCAAGUGUCUGAACGAUGAGGAGAAGGAUGAAAUUAUUAACCUGAGGAUGCAAGGAGACCAAUAUCUCUGCAGUCUCAGGAAAGAGAACCUAACUUCUUGGAACGACCCAGAAACAGAACGAGCCCGACAUAUCUUCAUCCUGAAAGGGUCAGAGGACAGUGAAGACUGGUAUCCAGUUACAGAGCUUCCUUUCAAGGCUGAUAAGUGGUGUUUCACUACAGUGGUUCUGUAUAACUACCUGUACAUCAUAGGAGGCUACCGGCAGCAUGUGAAGAGAGGCUGGGAGUUCAAGAUGGCUUCCUUUAGGUAUAAUCCCUUUACUCAUACGUGGGCAUCAACAGCUCCUCUCAUUAAGCACAGACGGCAUUUCAGUGCAGUGGCCUGUGGAGGCUGUAUUUACGCCGUGGGAGGCUGGUACUUGGACUCCCUGGUGACUCCGGACUCCAACACUGCUCUCUAUACAGCUGUAGAAUGCUAUGAUCCAUGGGAGGACACAUGGAGGUUUGUCUCCUCCCUGCCACUCACUGACUUCCAGUUUACUGUGUCCUUGUCCCAUGAUGUGCCCCUUGCUACUAGCCAUGGACACUGUCUUUAUGUGUUGGGGAGUAUCCAGAGAACUGGAGAGAAACUGCUGCUGCAGUACAACACGAGACAAGACUCCUGGUGUGAACUACUUCCCACCCUCACCAGAGCAGAUGCAGAUCUUCCUACUCUUUACUUCCUGGGUGUCACUGACAGGCUGCUUGUGAUUGGUGGAAACAACUCGGAGAACGUUGUAACAUCGUUCUGUGUGCAGUCACAGAAAUGGGGACAGGUAAGAAUCAGGUGCACAGGGCUGAGAAAGUGGCAUUUGCAGGACAGGGUACAGUUGCAGGUGACAAGGUCCUGAUGCCAAGUAUCGAGCACAAUGCUGUUGCAAGGAUAGAUCUCAAAACUCUCUCUCUCACAGCUUUACCUCCUCUACCAGUCUCCAUGCGCUAUGAAGCUGUCUUUUAUCUUCAUUUCUAAUGUUAUAGAGGGCUUCAUUGCUAUACUGUACAUUUUUUGUUAAUAAAUGAAUGUAAUAGCACUUAA